Messenger RNA from Aspergillus mulundensis, 1719 nucleotides. RefSeq names its product DUF3807 domain-containing protein. The transcript has 5 exons. The record is from RefSeq and is a predicted model, not a curated record. Bases 1 to 1719 code for a protein of 572 amino acids. Lineage: Eukaryota; Fungi; Ascomycota; Eurotiomycetes; Eurotiales; Aspergillaceae.
AUGUCUUAUCAUGUCCCUCCCGUGACCCUCGAAGACCUCCAAGCCUUUCAAGCCAAACACUUCCCUGCGACCCUGAAGCCCCCCGCAAUCCCACCCCUCGACACAUACACCGAAAACCACUAUUCUAACGACGAAGCCGACGAAGAAGACAACAAGGAUGACGAUCUCGGCUACUACCCCGACGGCGUAAAGCGCACGCUUACAGACGAGCAGAUCCGCAUCUUCCGCCAUAGUGAGGUCCACGCGCUUCUACGCGAAAGGCAGAUCGCGAAAGAAAAUGAGGAGUAUGAGAGGCAAUAUGGCAGUGGCGCUGAACCUGGACCUCGGGUCGAUCCUCAGGUUCAGGCUAGUGGGGACCGAAGUGGGAGUUCGAAGGAGAUGGAAGCCCUCUCUGGCUCUGCCUCUCCCAAGCUUCGCACGGCAGCAGUAGCCGGCAGAAAACGCUCCGCGGAGGAUGCUGGAUAUGGAGCUGGCGUUGGUUCGCAUGCUACAGCCAGGAGGAAGUCGCUGUCAAAGCCGUCAACGAAGUCGAGUGCCCCGAGGGAUGUGCACAUGGAUUACAACGAGGAAAGUCCUGCUGCUGCUACAGCUACCAGUCAGCCUAGGGGGAGGCAGGCGGCUUCUCAGUUCAUGGGUCGCAGAAUCAUUUCGUCUUCCGCUUUAUCUAUACCCAGCAAGACGCUCAACAACUCGAAACGAGAACGCGAACGAGAACGCGAGCGCCAUAUGCUUAUAUGUGGCCCUCAAUGGGGUUGGUAUUUUGCUAACAUAGCGCAGAUGUUGCUUGCUUAUAGUUAUCUUUGUCAUCAAGUCAACUGUAUGCGCCCGGGCUUUGGAACUAUAGCCCAAAAGAACGCUACGCCAAUGAGCAAGCCUACCAUUAUCGGCUGCAGAACUAUGACACCCGCUCGAGAAGCUAUCGCUCCCGUCAAAAAUGGGAAUGCAGCACAGCCAACUGAUCCAAAGCUGGCGGCGAACCCUGAUGGAGUGUCAGUACUCAAUGAUAUAUAUUAUCUGUCUCGUCACGCACCUAUCGCCCCGAGAUGGAGCUCCUGUGGAACCACUUGGCCAGAACAUCAGCUGGAAACCGAGUGCCAGCGUGAUGUAUACGAAGACCAUGCGUCUCUCGCCGAACCGAUGCGUGAUGUCUGCCAGAGCAACGCGACCCAGGGUGAAGCCGCACCAGAAGACGGAUGCAACCUAUACGCCCAAUCUGCCGUUGAGUAUAGGGUAUGGUUUACCGCCCAGGGUUAUCUCAGCUCCCGAAUAAAGAAAGAAGAACAUGGUGAGAAACCAAAGCGACCGAUGUGCCAGCGUCUCGCGCAACUCUCUCCCCGCAGCCUCCUUAGCCCCUUCACUAUUUGGCUUGAACAGCCCAUGCCGGAACGCCCAAGCCGCAAACGAAGCGUUCGUCGCACCCAGCACAAGCGAGAUGAGAUAGUAAAGCUGCCACCGCGGCACCCGCGCCGCAAUUGUAUUCGCAACAAGCGGAGCCAGAAUUGUUCCCACCCCAUACAUCGCAUGAAGGAUCCCCAGCCAGCGAUGCGAGUUACGCACUGUCACCGUGAAGCUAUUCGCCUGGGCGUUGGCAAUCCCGCAGCCGAAACCCGUGAAGAGGAACGCCGCCAAGAAGAAGGGGAACGAGGGCGCCCAAAACAACAGUGCGAAGCCGAUGCAUUGUAUUGCGAUCCCGAGGAGCAGCGUCCCGCCAGUGCCUAG